AUGCUUCUUAGCCAGUUCCUAGUAUCAAUCGUGAGCGUUGCCGGCCUCGCCACUGCCGCUCCACAGGUCGAAGCUGGCGACAAGAAGCCUCCUACCAAGUGCCCGCAAACCUUAUGCAUCGACGGCAUCAACCCAGCCUGUCCCUCUGUCAGGUGGGGAGGAUGUUACGAUACUUGCAAGCCGUGGACCAAGCCAAAAAUGUCACCCUGCCCUAGGCCUCCCAGGCCGACCAAGUCCUUCACCAGGACGACUGCGAAACCUCCCUCUCCAACCACUUUCCCUCCCGAGCCGACAUCUACCUCGGACAACUGCAGCACUCGCACUGUCUGUGCCGACUACAUCAACAGUUGCGGUAUGAUGUACGGAGGAUGCUUCCCCGACUGUAAGCCUUGGCCUUCCUUUGUGGCGCCUCCCUGCCCUACAACUACCCAGAGCGACAUUGGCAUGCCCUGGCCGCCACCAGCGGACCCUACGGCAUGA
Molecule: messenger RNA, 480 nt
Organism: Colletotrichum truncatum
Lineage: Eukaryota; Fungi; Ascomycota; Sordariomycetes; Glomerellales; Glomerellaceae
Source: RefSeq, a predicted model, not a curated record